Anolis sagrei ordinatus is the source of this 2572-nucleotide messenger RNA. RefSeq names its product glutaminyl-tRNA synthetase 1 (gene QARS1). Gene Ontology annotation, biological process: glutaminyl-tRNA aminoacylation; translation. Gene Ontology annotation, molecular function: ATP binding; glutamine-tRNA ligase activity. Gene Ontology annotation, cellular component: cytosol; aminoacyl-tRNA synthetase multienzyme complex; cytoplasm. NCBI's taxonomy places the organism in Eukaryota, Metazoa, Chordata, Lepidosauria, Squamata, Anolidae. The record is from RefSeq and is a predicted model, not a curated record.
CCUGAACGUGGGCGGAAGGAGAGUGGCUGAAGGCAGGAAGCAUGGCGGCGAUGGAGGCGGUGGCUGAUCCAGACUCGCUGCGGCUCUUCCUCGGCCUCGGGCUGAGCGAGAGCAAGGCCCGGGAAACCCUCCGCAACGAGGCACUCUCCGCGUCCCUCCGGCAGGCAGCCCUACAGGCACAAAGUCUCCUUGGUUCAGCGGUUGACAAGACAGUGGGCAUCCUGUUAUAUAGUGUGGCCUCUCGACUUAAAGACCCAAAGCAUCUUGGCUUCCUGGUGGAGUACAUCGCUACCAAGAAAAUUGUUACAGAUCUGCAGAUCAAUGCUGCUCUGGAGUACAUUAAAAGCCACCCUGUGGAAACCAUUGACCCAGCAGACUUUGACCGCGUCUGUGGCGUUGGCGUGGUCGUGACACCAGAACAGAUAGAAGAGGCGGUAGAAGCUGUCAUCAGCAAACACCAAGCUCAGCUCCUUUCAGAGCGUUACCGUUUCAACAUGGGACUUCUGAUGGGAGAGGCACGGAGCAAGCUGAAGUGGGCCGAUGGGAAAAUAAUUAAAAAUGAAGUGGAUCUGCAGGUCCUCCACUUAUUGGGCCCAAAGACAGAAGCUGAUCUGGAAAAGAAAACCAAGACCCCAAAGGUCCGUGCGGCAGAGCCAGACAAGAAAGGGAAGGUGGCUGUGGUGGAAAAUGGUGAUGUGUACCAAGAGACCAAAUCCCUCAUGGAACAGCUGAGGGGUGAAGCCCUCAAAUUCCAUAAGCCAGGUGAGAACUACAAAACUGAAGGCUAUGUAGUCACGCCCAACACCAUGAACCUCCUGAAGCAGCAUCUGGAGAUUACGGGUGGACAGGUGCGCACACGAUUCCCACCUGAGCCCAACGGUAUCCUGCACAUUGGUCAUGCCAAAGCAAUCAAUUUCAACUUCGGUUUUGCCAAGGCAAAUGGUGGAAUUUGCUUCCUGCGCUAUGAUGACACAAAUCCUGAAAAAGAGGAAGAGAAGUACUUUACAGCCAUCCGUGACAUCGUGGAAUGGUUAGGAUACACUCCUUAUGCAGUGACACAUGCCUCUGACUACUUUGACCAGUUGUAUGCCUGGGCUGUGGAUCUCAUCCGGAGGGGACAUGCUUAUGUUUGCCACCAGAAGGUGGAAGAAAUCAAAGGACACAACCCACCUCCCUCCCCAUGGCGAGAUCGGCCGAUUGAAGAGUCGCUCCUGCUUUUUGAGGACAUGCGUAAAGGGAAGUUUGCUGAGGGUGAGGCCACACUGCGCAUGAAGUUGGUAAUGGAGGAUGGAAAGAUGGACCCUGUUGCUUACCGCAUCAAAUACACCCCACACCACCGCACUGGGGACAAAUGGUGCAUCUACCCCACCUAUGACUACACACACUGCCUCUGUGACUCCCUGGAGAACAUCACUCACUCGCUCUGUACCAAAGAAUUUCAGGCAAGACGCUCCUCCUAUUUCUGGCUCUGCAAUGCCCUGGAUGUCUACUGCCCUGUGCAGUGGGAAUAUGGGCGCCUCAAUCUCCUCUACACAGUUGUCUCCAAACGGAAGAUCAUCCGCCUCGUUGAGGCAGGGGCAGUCAGGGACUGGGACGACCCACGGCUCUUUACGUUGACAGCUCUGCGGCGCCGAGGUUUUCCUGCAGAGGCCAUCAGCAACUUCUGUGCUAAGGUGGGUGUGACGGUUGCUCAAUGCACCAUGGAGCCCCACAUGCUGGACGCCUGUGUACGGGAGGUGCUGAAUGAACAGGCGCCGCGGGCUAUGGCUGUGUUGGAGCCACUGCGAGUGACCAUCAUCAAUUUUCCUGAAGACCACAAAACCAUUGAUGUCCUUGUACCCAAUUUCCCUGCGGAUGAGACCAAAGGUUUCCACAAAGUCCCCUUCCAGCCGACUGUCUUCAUUGAGCAGAGUGACUUCCGUGAGGUUCCAGAUAAAGGCUACAAACGCCUUGCGCCUGGUCAGCCAGUGGGUCUGAGGCAUACGGGGUAUGUCAUUUCUGUCCAGAACAUUAUUAAGGACAGUGAUGGAUGUAUACGAGAGCUUGAGGUGACUUGCACCAAGUCAGAGGCAGCAGAGAAGCCCAAGGCCUUUAUCCACUGGGUGUCAGAUCCUCUUGUUUGUGAGGUUCGACAGUAUGAGCGCCUGUUUCUGCACAAGAAUCCAGAAGAUCCUGCAGAGGUGCCAGGGGGAUUCCUGAGUGAUGUUAAUCCUGAUUCUCUCAGUGUGAUUGAGAAGGCUCUGGUGGACAGAUCAGUGAGUGGCGCUAAACCAUUUACCAAAUUCCAGUUUGAGCGUCUAGGUUAUUUCUCUGUAGAUCCUGACACAACAAAUGCAAAGCUUGUGUUCAACCGGACAGUGACCCUAAAGGAAGAUCCUGGAAAGGUGUGAGAAAGUUUCCGCAGUUGGUUUCUGGUUAUCCACAAAGUGGAUCUGGAGUCGCUUCCCCUGCUUAGACAGGGGCGAUGGUGGCGUGCAUCACCUGCACACUUGUCUGCUGUAGAGCCACAAUUGCCUUAAUAUGCAUCCUGGAUAGAGACCUAUUGCCUCAAAUUAAAAAAAGAGCCUCCAAA